UUAUGGACGCGAUGGAAGAAGAGCUCAAAUGCCCGGUUUGCGGUUCUCUCUUCAAGGAACCCAUUAUUUUACCGUGCUCUCACAAUGUUUGCCUGGCGUGUGCUCGAAAUAUCACGGUGCAGACCCCGGAGGGAGAGACCCCUCCGCAGAACCGAAGCUCCGGCACCUCGGACUAUGACUAUCUGGACAUGGACAAGAUGAGCAUGUACAGCGAGACGGACAGUGGCUACGGAUCUUACACGCCGUGCCUCAAGUCUCCCAACGGGGUGCGUGUGUUCCCGCCGGCGCUCAUGCACCGCCACUGCUCUAUCACCUGCCCGCUGUGCCACCGCAGCGUGUCCCUGGACGAGCGCGGGCUCCGGGGACUCCAGCGCAACCGGCUGCUCGAGGCGAUCGUGUCCCGCUACCAGCAGAGCCGCGCCGCCUCCGUCAAGUGCCAGCUGUGCGAUCGCAACCCGGUGGACGCCACGGUCAUGUGCGAGCAGUGCGACGUGUUUUACUGCUCCCCUUGCCAGCAGCGCUGCCACCCUUCCCGCGGACCGCUGGCCAAGCACCGGCUGCUGCCGCCGACCCAAGCGCAGGCGGGGAGCGCACAGACGCCCGGCGCCCCCGCGCGCAAACAGCCGACCUGCGUGGAUCACGAGGCGGAGAACUACAGCAUGUACUGCGCCAGCUGCAGAAGCCCAGUGUGCUAUCAGUGUCUGGAGGAGGGCAAACAUGGGAAACACGACGUGAAGCCGCUGGCCGCCAUGUGGAAACAGCACAAGUGUCAGCUGUCCCAGGCCUUGAACGGAGUGUCAGACAAAGCCAAGGAGGCCAAGGAGUUCCUGGUGCAACUCAAAAAUUUGCUCCAGCAGAUACAGGUAAACAACUCUUCAUCACACACAUCAUGA
Messenger RNA from Danio aesculapii, 893 nucleotides. RefSeq names its product E3 ubiquitin-protein ligase TRIM9. The record is from RefSeq and is a predicted model, not a curated record. The transcript has 2 exons. The coding region runs from base 3 to 893 and encodes 296 amino acids. Gene Ontology annotation, molecular function: zinc ion binding. Lineage: Eukaryota; Metazoa; Chordata; Actinopteri; Cypriniformes; Danionidae.